AUGAGUACCACAACAACUUCGACGACAACGGCAACGGCCGACGCUCGUGCCGAGCGCCGUGCGCAAUAUCAUGAGGCCGACGUGGUAGUGGUUGGUGCCGGCAUCUUUGGCUGUGCCGUCGCCUACGCCAUGGGCCAGCAGGGCCGCAGUGUCCUGCUGCUCGAGCGCUGGAUGAAGGAGCCCGACCGUAUCGUCGGUGAGCUGCUGCAGCCUGGUGGUGUCGCUGCCCUGCGCAAGCUUGGCCUCGGCCACUGCCUCGAGGGCAUCGACUCGAUCCCCUGUUAUGGUUUUGACGUCACCUUCCACGGCGAGUCCUGCAAUAUUCCCUUUCCAUCUCUCGACGAGAACGGCGACGUCGUCAUCUUGCCGGGCCACGCCGAUGCGAAUGCCACGACGCCCGACGCCAAGAAGACACAGGGUCGCGCCUUCCAUCACGGACGCUUCGUCGCCAACCUGCGCCGCGCGUGCCAAGGCCAGAAGAACAUCACCGUCGUCGAGACCGAGGUGACGGGCAUGAUCCGUGGCGAGGAGUCGGACCAGGUUCUCGGUGUCACAGCCCGCACUAUCAGCCCUUCGAGCGGCGAGAAGGAGGCCGACUACUUCUUCGGCCAGCUCACCAUUAUUGCCGACGGCUACGCCUCAAAGUUCCGAAAGGACCUUAUCCCCCAGCAGCCCGUCGUCAAGUCCAAGUUCUACGCCCUCGAGCUCGUCGACGCCCCGCUGCCGAGCCCACGCUUCGGCCACGUCUUUAUUGGAGGAGCCUAUCCUGUUCUCAUGUACCAGAUCGGCAGCCACGAGACGCGUGCUCUCAUCGACGUCCCUGCCAACAUCCCCGAGGCCGCCCCGGCCGCUGGUGGCGUCCGCGGCUACAUCUCUAACUGCGUACUGCCCUCGCUUCCGCCCCAGCUGCAGCCCUGUGUGGCGGCGGCGCUCGAGGAUGGCAAAAUCCCGCGCUCCAUGCCCAACUCGUGGUUGCCGCCUUCGCGCCAGCCGCGGACCCAGGGCGUUCUCCUCCUCGGCGACGCCAUGAACAUGCGUCACCCCCUGACGGGCGGAGGCAUGACCGUGGCGUUCAACGAUGCCGUCCUCGUCACCGACCUCCUGCAUCCAGACGUCAUCCCCGACCUCGGCGACGGCGCCGCCGUCCGCCGGGCCAUGGACACGUUCCACUGGCGCCGCAAGUCCCUGACCUGCAUCAUCAACGUCCUGGCCCAGGCCCUCUACAGCCUCUUCGCCGCCGACGACCGCCUCCUGCGCGCCCUGCAAAAGGGCUGCUUUGAUUACUUCAAGCGCGGCCACGCCACUGUGCCCAUGGGCCUCAUGGGCGGCCUCAUCCAGCGCCCUGCCAUCCUCGCCUACCACUUCUUCACCGUCGCCUUUGUCGCCAUCUGGAUCAACGCCUGCGACCUCGUCUCCGGCCCGCUCGGCUUCCUCAAGGCCCCGCUCGCCGUCGUCGACGCCAUUCUCAUCCUGUGGAAGGCGAGCAUGGUCUUCCUGCCGCUCAUCUUCCGCGAGGCGCAAUAA
This is a messenger RNA of Verticillium nonalfalfae, 1524 nucleotides long. RefSeq names its product Squalene epoxidase. The transcript has a single exon. Bases 1 to 1524 code for a protein of 507 amino acids. NCBI's taxonomy places the organism in Eukaryota, Fungi, Ascomycota, Sordariomycetes, Glomerellales, Plectosphaerellaceae. Gene Ontology annotation, cellular component: endoplasmic reticulum; membrane. The record is from RefSeq and is a predicted model, not a curated record. Gene Ontology annotation, molecular function: flavin adenine dinucleotide binding; squalene monooxygenase activity. Gene Ontology annotation, biological process: ergosterol biosynthetic process.